Molecule: messenger RNA, 7683 nt
Organism: Chaetomium strumarium
Lineage: Eukaryota; Fungi; Ascomycota; Sordariomycetes; Sordariales; Chaetomiaceae
Exons: 2
Coding region: 258-7535 (2425 amino acids)
Biological process (GO): nucleotide-excision repair
Cellular component (GO): nucleus
Molecular function (GO): ATP-dependent chromatin remodeler activity; ATP binding; methyltransferase activity
Source: RefSeq, a predicted model, not a curated record
CUCUUCCACCAACCGACCAGGAAAGAAACUCGCCGCAGGAAACGCAUGCAAACACAAGUUGUGUCGCCUUUUUGCCGCAUUCCGCAACCUCAGUUCUCUCUCCCAUCACCCUUAGCCUUAAUCUUACUCACCUUCUCUUCAGUUGCUUCGAGUGAGAGCAGAGCACCUCUUUCGCAAGACCGAGGCGGUCAACGCCCUGUAAAGACUAUCGGGGAAGAAAGGCCUUCUGCUGGACCGAUAGGAAGGCCGUAGCUGAUAUGACUCAAGUCAUGGCGGACCAGAAACAGCGGGCGCCUCGUGCUCGUUCUCGCAAGCGCCUUUCGAGCGAGGCCAGCGAUCUCGCCAGCCAAAAUGCUAAUGGCGGACGGCGGGCGCUUCGCAAGAGACAGAAAGUCGCCCCCAAGGACCAGGAGUCUGGUACCUCAAGUGCCCAAGAGGCCGCGGUCGACGGAUCUCGUACCGUCGACGACUCGUCCGGUGAGAGUGAGACGGAUGAGACCGGUGAGACCGGUGAGAAACUCAAAGUCAAGAUUGACCGGAGCUUAAAGCCCAUCUCGGACCCACGCGAGAUGAUGCAGGAUAUGGUCUCGCGGCUUCAACCAGAAGCCUUCAGGAAGUCGCCCAUCAAGUUGAGGGUGGCCACCAUCUGCUCGGGGACGGAUGCCCCGAUAUUCGCCCUGAACCUGCUCCAGGACGGCCUGCGAGCGCUUGGUUAUGGUCCCGGCUUAGUGUAUGAGCAGCUUUUCAGCUGCGAAAUUGAGCCAUUCAAACAGGGCUUCAUUCGUCGCAACCUCCCGUCUGGCACGCCCAUCUUCCGGGACGUGGUGGAGAUGGCGAGGGCCGGCCCGAACGGCCUAGCCAUGACCGCUGGCGGCUCCAAAGAGCGGGUUCCGGACAGAGAGGAGAAGCAGCUGGACAUUCUGUUUGCCGGCUGCUCAUGCGUCGACUACUCCAAUAUGAACACAAACAAGCCAGACGGCAGUGUGCCGUCUCUCGACCGGCACCUUAAGCCGCAGUCGGCAACGGUCGGUAACGCCCCAAAGAGAGCUCGCGGGAAGGGAGAAGCAGGACACAGAGAAGGUCCAAAAGAUUCUUCGGCAUCGCCUGUCGCGCUCGAUUGGGCGUUUAUCCGGGACCUGGAUCCAGCGCUGGAUGAGCUUCUGGACUCGAAAGCCGGAGAGUCGGCGAGAACAUUCUUUGCCGCCGUCAAGCUCAUAAACGACUUGCGGCCAAGAUUCGUUGUGCUCGAGAAUGUCUGCGGCGCGCCGUGGGAUAUGUACACCAAGCACAUCUUCCCAAAAAUCGGCUAUGUGGCCAAGGCGGAGAGGGUGGACAGCAAGGACUUCUACGUCCCCCAGACACGGCAGCGGGGCUAUCUGGUUGCCAUCGACGCGCAGUAUUUUGGCAUCGGCUUAGCCACCAAGAUUGCCGCGGAGUGGCUUCUCAUGCUGCUCAAGUGCAAGCGUCUGCCUUCGGUUGCCGUCACCGACUUUCUCCAUCCCUCCGAUGACCCGUCGCUGGUUCUCGCCAGGGCGGACAUGGAGGGCAAGACAACGGAAAGCUCCGACUGGGCCAUGUGCUCCCUUCGGCACACCGAUGCGCGCCACGCCCAUGGGCUGCGCCGAGACGAGAACCCGUUCAGCAACAAAGUGAUGCGCAAUGGCCGCCUGAUCUAUGCUUGCUACCCGUCUCACUCCUGGGUGCGGUUCUGGCAGAUCCAGGUUCCCCGGAUCAUCGAUGUCAUGGACAUUGCGUUCGCCGUCAACAAUGGCAAAGGCUGCGACCUCGGCUUCAAGACCGCCAUGAUUGAUGUGAGCCAGAACGUGGACCGCAACAACUACGUCCGGCGCACCCCGGCCUGGAAGUUCGGCAUCGUCGGCUGCAUUACACCCUCCGGGGUGCCCAUCAUCACAGACCACAUGCGCCCCGUCACGGGGUCCGAGGCCCUGGCACUUCAGGGACUUCCCGUGGACGAGCUGGUUAUUUCGACCGAGUCGCAGGCCCAGCUCCGGGACUUGGCCGGGAACGCCAUGACCCUUACCGUGGUUGGCGCUGUCACUCUGUGUCUUCUCUUCGCCGCCACCAAGUUAGCCCCCGAUCAUCUCGACGGGAUGCCCUCGUCACAGCCCAAGGCUGGCCUGUAUCUACAACAAGCCCCUGAAGAAGAUGACAAGUCGCUGGGCGCUGGCCGGAGCAGCAUCGCCACCAUCCACGUCGGGCUGCUCCUGCCCCUGGCCGAGCAGAUGCGGCGCGUGUGUCACUGCGCCAGGACGGCGAGCGAGGUCUUUGUCUGCAGUGCCUGCGGCGCAACGGCCUGCGCGGCCUGUCGCGGAAACCCGGUGCACGACUUCGGCACAACGCCGGUUGCGGGACCAGAGCUCUCCAUCGAGCGCGGCAAGGUUCAGCUCAAGCGCCUGCUGCCCAAUGCUGUCGCGCUGUACCUACCGCCUUCCAUUAUUGUCCCGGACGCGAAGGGCCGAUACGGCCCGGCGGUCCAUGACGCCCUGGCAGGACGACAUGUGUACUACUUUGACACCAUCCGAGUCACGGACGUGGUGACGGUGUGUUAUAAGGCCGCCAAAACCAUUGCGCGUCUCGUUCUGUCGCCCGAUGGUAAUGGUACCUGCUGUUGGUACCUCUACUUCGCGCCCUGGCAUCCAGAGCGCACGCAGCUGUCGGCCCGUUUUGAUGUGAACCAGCCCAUCGCGCGCGGGCUGAUUCCGCAGGGCGCUGCCGUCCCGCAGUGGUCCUUCUGGGUCCCCAAGGAGAUCAAGCUCAAGCUGCAGCUGACCGCCGAUGCCGCCGCCGGUGCACUGGUUGCCAGCGAUCUGUCGUUUGCCGACGAUCCCGGUUCCGACCCGUCUCUGCUGGCCUGGAAGAGGACUGUCGAGCAGAAAGUGUGCGGUGUUUACGUCCACCACCCCAAGUGCGGUACGCCGGGAUGCGCCCUUCGCAUCCGACAAGGCUCCGAUCCCGCCGCCGCCAGGGUCUUCAUGAUGUGGGAGUCUGAAGCACUCCGCGCACCGCGCAAGGAUCACUUUGUGUGGACCGACACGGCAAGGAGGACCGAGACGGUCAAAAUGGAGCCUCAUGAGUAUCGCGAGGUUUUUCUCCGCGCCACCCCAGCUCUCACUUGGGCCGACGUUGGUGCAUGUACGACGCGCCCUGGUCCGAUAGACGUCUUCUGGUCCGGCUACUGGUCGUCGUCCGCUUCUCCGGGGCCUUCCGACGCUCCAAACCUAAAGCCAGUCGGGGACAUGGUCCGCAUUCACUGGGCCCCCACCGAAACCAUCCAAGACUCGGCCUGUCAUGCGCGAGGACAAGACCCUGUCACGAGCAUGCCGGUCCUGGCUACCAUCACGGCGACGUUCCGGGGCUUCCCAAUGCCGUCAACCAGGGUUGCCAAGGUCGAUGCCCGCGCGACGAAUAACGACUAUUUCGUCUUUCCAGCCAACACCUACGAUGGGUUUCUGCGGCUGUUUGCGUUUCUCUCCGCAGAACUUCAGGUUUCCAGAGUGCCAGCCGAUCUUGCAGAUUUCCCGCACCUCCGCGGUGAAUGGGUUCCGGUUGGCCAUUGCAGCAUGUGCUCCGUGAUGCCGCCUGAGAUCGCUGUUUACGCGCAGGAAAAUCGCAAGAAGGGCCUUUUCCUCAUCGAAGACCCGGCCCAGGCUGGCCUGUUCGAGCGCCAGUAUCAGGAACUUCCACGAGCCGUCGCGGUUGCGGCACGGCUCCUGCAAGGCGGCGAUGAUGGCGGCGGUGACGGAGAAUCGACCAUGGACAUCAGACUCUUGAUGCAGCCCAAGACGCUCGUCUCCCGAGCGCUGGAAUACCUGAUCCAGGCGCACCCCACGGCAAGCCGCGGUCGGUUCGCGCUGACGUCUCAGGCAAACACGGCCUUCAGAGUGACGCUCGAGUUUGCAGCAACCCCCUCCAUCACCGGCCUUGCGCCCUUCGCCGACUCUCUCCGGCCAUGCGGCCAUACACUCAACCCUGGUAUCGACCUCACCAAGAAGAAGUACGUGCCGCCCAGCGAUGGCCCUCCUCGGUUCUGCCGGGACCUGGGCAGGGGCAGGGGCAGGGUGAGGGUGGAACACGAGCUACGGCCGAGCCAGAAGGAGGCGGUCAUCUGGAUGAUGCAGCGCGAGCUCGUGCCAAUCGAUUUCGUUAAGUCCGAAAUCGAGGAAGAAGUCGUUGCACCGCUCAACCUGCGAGUCGUGGGCAAGGCCGAAUGGGCCAACAGCUUUCCGUACAGCGCCCGGGGAGGUGUGGUCGCGCACGAUAUCGGCUACGGGAAGACCGUGGUGACGCUUGCCCUGCUUGAUUACAUGCGAGAGUACGACCUGAACGAGUCCGUCGCGGAGCGCAUGGAGAAAGUCGACGGCGCCUGGGCCGCCGAACUAUCCGGGUACUUCAAGCAUUCCGGGGACGCCGCCGAUGCCCUGCUCCAAAACGCCACAGCCUCCGGCCCCUUCUUCCGGCACUUGUCGGCCACGCUUGUGAUCGUUCCCAAGCACAUCACCGACCAGUGGGCACUGGAGGCUGAGAAGUUUCUUGGCCUGAAACAUCCAAAAGUGCUCAUUAUCAAGACGUCCAGGUCGUUCUACGACCCGCUGAAGCUGAAGGAGCUGGAGGAAGCCGAGAUCAUCAUCCUCAGCAGCGCCGUGUUUACGAGCGGCUUCAUGGACCGUCUGCAGAAAGUUGCUGGCAGAGGCCCUGAUUAUCCCAGGGGCCUUCCCGAGAGGGCCCUCGAGAUCUGGUACCAACAAGCGCUCCGCAACCAGAGGAUCCUUACUGCUUGCUACCUAGCCGGUCCUGCCCCCGGUGUUACGCACGACGAACACAUGUCCACGAUCCGGAACGACGUUUUUGGCCGACUGGUCGAGAGACAGCAAGCUGAAAUCAACGAGCUCGUGGGUAAACAAGUUAAAGGAACCAGCCGCAAAGAUGCCAAGAAGGGCGCGACGAAGAACGGCAAGCGCGCCGCGGCCAAGACAGCCCCGGAGCAGCAGAACGAGGGCGACAAUACCGAACAGGAGACGACGGCCUCAAAGCUCGAGGAUCAUGAGUGGGACAUAUCCUGGCUCCACAACUGCAGCUUCGCCCGUGUCAUAUGGGACGAAUGUUCGUAUGAUGACGAUAACCACAUCCGCCUUUUCGUUGCGAAUGCCGCGGCCAACGCUAAGUGGCUGAUCUCCGGGACGCCCAAGCUCUUUGCGCUCGAACAAGUCUGCAAAAUGGCCGCCGUGUUCGGCAUCCACGUCGCCCGUCCGGAGCAGCGGAUGAUGCCGGGCUUACCCGCCGUGACCGAGGGCCCCAAACUCCAUCCCAUGACCAAGAGCGAGGAGUUUCACAUGUUCUCGUCCCGGAUCAGGUCGGCCGUAGUUGCCGCGGAGAGGCACAGCCGCGGCCAGGCCUUUGUGUCGUCCUUCUUCCGUGCCAACCACCUGGCAGAGGAAGUCGAAAUCGAGGUUGAAGAGCUUGUCGUGCCGGUCGCCAUGACUGCCUCUACCGCCAUGCGUUAUCAUCUGCUCAACCAGGAAGUGUUCGACGCUGGCUACGACUACUCGGCGCUCCCGGCCCACGCCCGUGAUGCCGUCAAGCUGAAGGGCGGCGACUUGGUGCACCGAGACACGCAGGCUCAGGCCAAGAUGCUCCUGGGCCUGGUAGCGUGCGGUCUUGGCAGGGAAACGGCCUCACUCAACGCCUGCCGCCAGCAGCUCUCGAAGCGGCUUCACAAUCUCGGGGACCACAUGAAGCUGCUGUGGGACAAGGUCAUGUGGCUCCGGCGCUGGGUGCAAGUUGCGUUCCACCAAGGGGACGCCCAAGCCACCAACCAACGGGACCAAGACGCUUUGGCCCCUCUCGCCCGUGUUGAUGCCAUGUGCGACGCGCUGACAAAGGCCUUGUCCGGCGACCGAGGCUUCGAGGACUUCGAGGACUUCGACGGCAUCGACAUGUUCCAGCAUGAGGUAGCUGUUGUGGCCGGUCAGCGGCAGCCCAAGCAGCUGGCUCAGGCUGCUUCUUCUGGGCCCGAUUUCCUUAGGGCAGCGUGGGCGCCGCAGUUCACCGGGGACUGGCGAGAGAAGUACAGCGUCAACAAGGCGCUGUAUACGUGGAUCGACUUCUUCCACGUCGACGAGGGCGCCUGGAUGCAGUUUGUCGAUACACUAACUGAGGCGCAGCUCCGGCUCCUCGCCGAGGAUAUCUGCUGGCUUCGAUACAAGCUCGACCCCGAUGCCGAACCGCUCAAGCGCCAGCUUCCAGACCCGUCGUCCUUCUUGAAGUCUGCGCUCACUUCCCGGGACAUUCCCACGACGAUCGACGGGAAUAGUGCACUCGACAGCAGCCGCGUUCUCGAUGUGUUGUCGAAGGAGAGGCUUCAGAAAUUCGUCUCUGAGUGCAUGCAAUCCCGAGAGAAAGGGGCGCCGAGGACGUGGGACAUGGAACGGAAGAGAUUUACCGAGAGGGACGACGUGCCCAAGUCGAAGCAAGCGCUCCGACAGCGAUUUGCGGAGCUCAACCUGCACUUCCGCGAAGGCGUUUCCAUCGGCGAGCUCCAAAAGCUGCUGUGGCAGCACGAGAACGGGUAUGCCGGAAUCGAUAAAUACCGCGACGGCCGUGCCGCUCCCGACCAACACCUCCAGUUAGCGAUCGCCCAAGACCUGGAAGCGCUGCAGGACGAGCUGAAGCGCACCAUGGUGCAUCUGAACAAGACGACCGACGACUUUAGGACGACGUGGAGGGAGAGCAACUUCGUUACCGCGUACUCGUCGCUCGCUUGCGCCGAUGACAAGGACUCCGUCGUGUCCGGGAAGCGCUGUGGCGGCUGCCAUCAACCACUCGAGUCCGCAUCCUCGUCGUUCCUGGUCGUGGGCUGUGGCCACUUCCUGUGCCAUGGAUGCCAGUCGGCGGCCGAAUUCUACUGCCCGGCCAAGGGCUGCCCGGCCUUCGUGCACCAACGCCCGAUCCUCCCGUGCUCCCAGGUGCCGGGGGCCUCGGACGACGAGGGGCACACAAAGGCCGCCGAGGUGGCCGACUUCAUCAAGAACCGAAUCCCGUCGGACGAGUACGUGCUUGUCUUUGGCCAGUACGGCCCCUUCAUCGACGCGCUGGAAAAGGCCAUCAAGGAUGCCGGAGUCGAAUGCCUCAAUCUCGCCAGCCUGAGCGACGAGAUGGUGUCCCAGGGGCUAGAGGACUUCAAGGCCGCACGGGCCGGCCGAGUCUUGCUGCUCGACAUGGACAGCGAAACCAGCGCGGGCAGCAACCUGACCAUUGCGUCGCGCAUCGUCUUCGCGAGCCCGUACAUGCACCACGACGAGGACCACCAGGUCAGGACGGUGCUGCAGGCCAGAGGCCGGUGCAUCCGCACUGGGCAGACGAACAAGGUGCACGUGUACCAUUUUAUGGUCUCGGGUACCAUCGAGGAGGAGAACCUCCGGAAGUUUGGCCGGGUUAACCCGGCUGUGAAGAAGUUCUUUGGUGAGACAGAGGAAGAGGAGGAUGAUGAAGUGGCCGGUACGACGGACUACUACUGAUGUGUGGAGGACUUUGUUGGGUAUUUGCCGUAUAGUAUGGUUCACUCAUAGGAGUACACGGGGGAAACAAAAACGGCGGCCAGAUGGCAGUGAGGAGCGCUCAGAAAGAAGCCUUCGAUGACGUCCUCCUUGCUGGAGGCAAAAAAAA